This is a messenger RNA of Cinclus cinclus, 1398 nucleotides long. It is a transcript of the gene NDRG4, whose product is annotated as NDRG family member 4. The transcript is spliced from 17 exons. Gene Ontology annotation, cellular component: cytoplasm. The record is from RefSeq and is a predicted model, not a curated record. NCBI's taxonomy places the organism in Eukaryota, Metazoa, Chordata, Aves, Passeriformes, Cinclidae. The coding region runs from base 1 to 1212 and encodes 403 amino acids. Gene Ontology annotation, biological process: positive regulation of ERK1 and ERK2 cascade; signal transduction; brain development.
AUGAAGGUGCUCCGGCACAAGAUCGAGCUCCUGACAGGGCUGCUGCUGCAGGAGAUGACCAUGGCAGGGCUGCACGAACUGCGCUUCACCGAGGAGAAGCCGCUGCUGCGGGGACAGGACACUGAGCUGGAGAACUCGGAUGUCUUCCUCUCCACUGUGGACACAGACUGGAAGGAACACGACAUUGAGACCCCCUACGGGCUGCUGCACGUGGUCAUCCGGGGCUCUCCCAAGGGGAACCGCCCGGCCAUCCUGACCUACCAUGAUGUGGGCCUCAACCACAAGCUUUGUUUCAACACCUUCUUCAACUACGAGGACAUGCAGGAGAUCACUAAGCACUUUGUGGUGUGCCACGUGGAUGCGCCAGGACAGCAGGCAGGAGCCUCACAGUUCCCUCAGGGGUACCAGUAUCCAUCCAUGGACCAGCUGGCUGCCAUGUUACCCAGCGUGGUGCAGCAUUUCGGGUUCAAGUAUGUGAUUGGAAUCGGUGUUGGGGCAGGAGCCUACGUGCUGGCCAAGUUUGCGCUCAUCUUCCCUGACCUGGUUGAAGGGCUGGUCCUUAUGAACAUCGACCCCAACGGCAAAGGCUGGAUUGACUGGGCAGCUGCCAAGCUCUCUGGCCUCACCAGCACACUGCCGGACAUUGUUCUGUCCCACCUGUUCAGCCAGGAAGAGCUGAUGAACAACACGGAGCUGGUGCAGAGUUACCGGCAGCAGAUCGGCAGUGUGGUGAACCAGUUCAACCUCCAGCUCUUCCUCAACAUGUACAAUGGCCGCAGGGACCUGGACAUCAACCGGCCUGGGACUGUUCCCAAUGCCAAGACGCUGCGCUGCCCCGUGAUGCUGGUGGUCGGAGACAAUGCGCCUGCUGAGGAGGGGGUGGUGGAGUGUAACUCCAAGCUGGAUCCCACCAAUACCACAUUCCUGAAGAUGGCUGACUCUGGUGGGCUGCCCCAGGUCACACAGCCAGGCAAGCUGACCGAAGCCUUCAAAUAUUUCCUGCAAGGCAUGGGCUACAUCACCCACCUGAAGGAUCGCAGGCUGAGUGGAGGCACAGUGCCAUCUGCCAGCAUGACCCGCCUGGCACGCUCCCGCACGGCCUCCCUCACCAGCGCCAGCUCCGUGGAUGGCACCCGCCCACGUGCCUGCACCCACUCGGAGAGCACCGAGGCCAUGGGGCAGAUCAACCACACCAUGGAGGUAUCGUGCUGAGGUCCACGCCCGCCGCCGCCGACAUCUUCAGAGCCAUCUCCCAUCCGUCAGCAUCCCGCCAGCACCCACCCGCCCCGUGGACAUCCUCCACCAGGGCCCUCGCUUCUUCGGGGUCAAUUUGUCUUCUUUGCCGUUGGCCUCAUCCCCUUGUCUGGUACAGGAGAAGGAGAGGGGCUUCGUCCAGCA